UCGGUGUCUCCGGCCCCUCUGCGGACUCCGGUGAGAAGCCCACGUAUCCGCUGAGCGACGGUGAAGACUCCUACAGGCCUGCUCGCUAUGCCCGCGUCUCAGCCCCACGCCUGAGUCUGAGGGAUUGUGGCUCGGGAGAAGCUACCCCCAGAAGCAGCUUCCUGCACUCGUGUAACAUUGAAUCUCGCAGCCCAUUACUGAAGGCUGUGAGCAUCGGGUGCCUGGAUAGAAACAGGCCAGCCGACAAGGUCAAGGGAGCCGGAGAUCAGAAGCAGCUAGGGGACGAUUGCCCCGAGGGUCUGAGCGGGGAUGGGAUAGGAGUUAACCCAGUCAAACGCAGGGCGCUGUCUUUGGGAACCGCCACUGCAAUCCGCAACCUCUCGCUCAGCAGAACCAGUGUACGGUCUCAGACUCAGGACAUCAGGCAGAAGAUUUCAGAAUGGGAAUGCAGGAAGGCAAUGUCUCCCAGGCACAGUCUGAUGCUGGACAAGAGAAAGCUUGGAGAUAGGGGUAGCAGUGAGGGCUGCCCCAGUGUGCUGCCUUCACCGUGCAGCGAAAAAACCUUUGAUCUGACGGGAUUCAGAACGAUGAGUAGGUCAUUCUCGGAGUGUUCGUACCCUGAGACUGAGGACGAGGUCCUUGAUAAAGAGCCACUGGCCAGAUAUGAGAAAGUGCUUGGGAGAACCCAGUCUCCUAACACUUUCGUCAAAGAAUACUCCAGGAAACAGACUUCUGCCGUACUGUGCAGGAUUCAGAAAAUUGAGCAAACUCUCAAGGAAAGCCCCAAUAAAGACCUUCCACAGUUGCCCAGCAGCUGCUAUGCGAAGGAACUACUGAGGAGAAAAUCUUUAGCCUUGAGUGUAUCGGAGGAUGUCCGAGAGAUGGGGAGCAUCACAAAGUGCGGCAGUGCUGACCCGGAGCUGACAGAGGCUGACUCUGACCCUGUGCUGGAGCAAACCCAGGUGCAACAAGAGCGAGGGCAGGGCACAGACAGUUCUUAUCACAAGCCAGGACUGCCCGCCGAGGAGUCGCCCGGCAUUGUGGUCAACCCUGUGCCAAAACCCAAACGCACCUUUGAAUACGAAGCUGAUAAAAACCAUAGGAGCACUCCCAACAACAGCCUACCUCCCACCCCACCCCCAGCCUCGCCACCUCCUCUCCCUUCCACUCCCGCCCCUCCCGUCACCAGGAGACAGAAAAAAGAUUUAAACCUUCACAGAAAGAUCCACAACAGGAAAUCUAAGGAGUUUGAAGAUGUAAUCAGCCUUCGGUCUUCUCAACCCCCCUCCCCUACUGAAAAUGGUACGUCUUCCUCUCCUCUGGAGACACACAGCAGAGUCAGUUCAAAAAGCACUUUAGGAGAAGAGAAUGCAUACGAAGACAUCAUAGAUACACCCAAAGAAAGCCCUUACGAAGAUGUGGAGCUGAAAGGCCGCUACCCUGGCAGAAGGUCCCAGCUGUCAUCCGAGACCUCCCUCGAGUCUUUGCACAGGAUGUGGUCUCCUCAGGACAGGAAGUACACCACACCUCCCCAGCUGCCUCCGAAACCCAGCAGUCUAUCAUUGCGUCUGACAAGUACAAUUGACAGGAAGACGCUUAGGCUCCCGCAACUAUCCAAAAGGCACAGCCAUGAUGACGUGUUACUUCUGUCCCACCUUAGUGUGCCCUCCUCCCCAACCAGCCUCAACGAUGACAGCGUGAGCACAACCAGCGAUCUGCUCUCUUCACGUAGGUCCAGGAGGAUUCCCAAGCUGGUUCAGAAGAUUAAUGGCAUCUAUAGUGCGAAGAGAGGGAAGAAAAGGCUGAAGAAACUGUCAUUGUCGAAUUUUGAGAAUGCGUCUCUGCGAGAUGAGAACAGUGAGAGCGAGAGCGACUCGGAUGACAGGUUUAAAGCACACACACAGCGCUUGGUGCAUAUCCAGUCAGUGCUAAAGAAGGCGCCCAGAUACCGAACAUUGGAACGGGAACUCAUCGAGUGGCAAGAGAGAGAACUCUUUGAAUAUUUUGUGGUGGUCGCACUGAAGAAGAAGCCUUCGAAGAACAGUUACAUCCCUGAAGUGUCCUAUCAGUUCCCAAAGCUAGAGAGGCCAACAAAACAAGUGCGAGAGGCAGAAGAACGCCUGAAAGCUAUCCCACAAUUCUGCUUCCCAGAUGCUAAAGAUUGGGCCCCCGUGUCAGAUUUUACCAGUGAAACGUUCUCAUUUAUGCUCACUGGGGAAGAUGGAAGCAGACGUUUUGGCUACUGCCGCCGAUUGUUGCCAAGUGGAAAGGGGCCUCGCUUACCGGAGGUUUACUGCGUUAUCAGUCGGCUGGGCUGCUUCACUCUAUUCUCAAAGAUUCUGGAUGAGGUGGAGAGAAGACGUGGAAUCUCUGCUGCCCUGGUCUAUCCAUUUAUGAGGAGUCUCAUGGAGUCUCCCUUCCCUGCCCCAGGAAGGACAAUACGAGUCAAGACCUUUCUUCCAGGAGCUGGAAAUGAGGUUAUUGAGCUGCGACGUCCCAUGGAUUCUCGGUUGGAGCACGUGGACUUUGAUUGUCUCUUCAGUUGCCUCAGCGUCCGGCAGGUCAUCAGGAUCUUUGCUUCUCUCCUGCUUGAGCGACGAGUGAUAUUCAUCGCAGACAAACUGAGCACUUUGUCUAGCUGCGCCCAUGCUGUGGUGGCAUUGCUGUACCCCUUCUCCUGGCAGCACACCUUCAUUCCAGUGCUGCCUGCCUCCAUGAUCGACAUUGUCUGCUGCCCCACGCCUUUUCUCGUGGGCCUGCUCUCCAGCUCGCUGCCCAAACUCAAAGAGCUUCCUGUGGAAGAGGCACUGAUGGUCGAUCUUGGAGCCGAUCGUUUCCUGAGGCAGGUAAGAUCCUCAACACGGAGGCGGCUGCGCGUGUACAGUGUACAUCACUCCGAAUGCAAGCGGAUGGACGAUGAGGACUCCCUGUUGCCACGGAAAUUACAGGCAGCUCUGGAACAGGCUCUUGAGCAAAAGAACGAGUUGGCGAAUCAGGAUUCAGAUAGUGAGUCCGAUGAUGAGACCAACACACUGAAUAACCUGGUCUCUGAAGCUUUCAUUCGCUUCUUUGUGGAAACCAUUGGCCACUAUUCCCUGUUCCUGACCCAGAACGAGAGGAGCGAGCGGAUAUUCCAAAGGGAAGCUUUCCGCAAGUCAGUGGCUUCCAAGAGCAUCAGGCGCUUCCUCGAGGUCUUCAUGGAGUCGCAGAUGUUUGCUGGGUUCAUACAAGACAGGGAAUUGCGAAAGUGCAGGGCAAAAGGGCUGUUUGAGCAGAGGGUUGAGCAGUACUUGGAGGAGCUGCCGGACACAGAACAGAGCGGAGUCAACAAAUUCCUUAAGGGUCUUGGAAAUAAAAUGAAAUUCCUUCACAAGAAGAGUUAGUUGUGUUCAGACUGUCUUGCGGGGUUUUGUGGUGAGAAAAACGGCUGAACCUCACACAAGAACUUUGUAAAUCCUUGACAUUUCAGGCAGUGGAUCAAUACUGUGGUUUCUUCCUGCUCUUCACCUAAAGACUGAAUAUAAUGGUAUCAGAGAAGAAUCCGAAUCUGCAACAAGUACACUUAAAACUUGGGUCAUCUUCAGUGCAUAUCGGAUUGUAUAUUGUAAAUAUAUCCCUAUGGGUAUUUUAUUGACCCGAUUUAGAAGUCAUUCCGCUGAAUAUCUGCAAACAGAUUGCAACAAGUUCUUUUCAUGCCCGAGACACUUAACAGGAGUAUGAAUGGUACAACGAGACAUGUGCAGAGGACUUAUUGUGUGUGUAAAGAGAAAAGCCACACUGAUGUGAAAAGGUGCCAUUCACAAAGAAUCCGAGUGGUUGGCGAUGUGAUCAGAGAACGAAUGUGGCCCGUCUGACUGAAAUAGCCCAAUCCUGCACUGUAUAGAAAAUAAUGAAGUAUCAAUUCUACUCUUCCUAUAGCUAAAGUUCUGAUUGUAUUGUUCAUUUUUCUUUCUGCAUACAAACAAAUGUGAUAAAUUUACACUGAAAAUAUGUGGUACUUUUUUAGGGGGAGGGAGGGGCUUCAAACUACAUAGGCUGUCAUGGAAGAGGGUGAUGAAUAAGUCACAAACUCCUUCAUGUAUGUUAUGCACUGCUGUAACUGAAGAGUAGCAAAGGGCUGUGCAGAGCCUUUAAACUCUGCCACUCACAGCAUCAUUGGGCAAGGCUCAACACAUUUUUUAUGUACUGCUUCUUUUGAAAAAAAAUAAAACACAUUGGGUAA
Molecule: messenger RNA, 4222 nt
Organism: Callorhinchus milii (elephant shark)
Lineage: Eukaryota; Metazoa; Chordata; Chondrichthyes; Chimaeriformes; Callorhinchidae
Gene: dennd2b
Product: DENN domain containing 2B
Exons: 18
Coding region: 459-3383 (974 amino acids)
Biological process (GO): positive regulation of ERK1 and ERK2 cascade
Source: RefSeq, a predicted model, not a curated record